UUUUGUUUCUUUUCCAACAAAAACAAUCAACAGUUCCAAUUCGGCAAUCGUACGAGUGGAUAAGGAUCAAUUGGUUGAUAUCAGAUCUAUUUAUCACCAUUCACACCUUUAAUUCUCCCCAAACUGGGCGAUCCAUUUUGCGGCAGAAUGGCCUUCUAUGGCUACAACGGCGAUGUCCACUGGGGUGCUGCCGACCAUGAUUUCGAAGCCGCAUCCUACUAUUCUCCUCCAUACCUUCUCAGUGAGCCUAACCCAAUCCCACUCCCUAUUGAUUACUACAAUCAUGAUUAUUACUCUGUAUCUACUUAUUCUGAUCCGAUUAACUAUGCUUCUUCUUACGAUUACUACCAAUAUUCUGUAAAUCAAUCGGAGACGAACUACAGCCAGCCGAAAUAUCUUCAGUACGACCCAUCUCCUCCCUAUGAAGCCUAUUUCCCUACCCAGACCAAAUCUACAGUAUCAUACUCUAAAGUGCAGUUCAGUAUGCCUGAAUUCGAAGAUUAUGACCCCACUCCUUACGGUGGAGGUUAUGAUCAGGCAAUGACCUACGGCAAGCCUCUUCCUCCUUCAGAUCUCACCUGUUAUCCUCGCUCGCUGCCCCAAUCCGACGCCCCGCCUUUGGAUAAUUUCUCUUUUGCUUCAAUUCCUUCACCCUAUGGCAGAGAUGAAGAUAUUAUUGCAACGAAGCCUCCCGAUGGAAGCAAACCCACAGAUACCAAAACUGAAACAGGAAGCCGUAGCGGUGUGGAAAAUGAAGGUAAGAUUAUCGAUGAUGGUAAGGAUGUUGAGCCAAUCGAAGUGAUCCCGAUUGUUGAGCAAAGCGAUUAUCCCAAUUAUGAACAUCAAAAUGGAAGGGUCCCUCAAAUUCCAUAUGGUUCUGGAUUGGAAACUAUGGACCUGUGUGAAGGUUUAUUUGGUUACUGGCCGUGCUUAGCCAAGAAAGCGCAGCAGCAGAGGAACUGCUGCCAAGUUUGCGACCCAGAUCAGAGAAUCGAUCCGUGGAAAUCUGCUGCAGAUUAUCUUUUUGGGACUCCACUGCCGUAUGAUUACGACAAUUAUCAUCAUCAUCACCAGUCUCUGUACCAGUCCGAUCAAAUUUCUUGGCUGCACUAAAUUGGAAUAAAGUUAUUGGUAUGAUUCUCCUGUUAUUUUUCAUACCAAAUUCAUCUCUGCUUGAGAAAUUAAGCAAAAUACACAUGUUGUAUAAUUGAUUAGUACAUUAUAGAGGAUGGGGCAAAAAUGAGUGAAUUGUGCAUCAACCAUGCCAUUGCCAUUGUCAUCCACAGUUAAGUUAUUAUUAAAGCAUUGUGCAAAUAAAUGUCUAAGUAGUCGAACAUUGGUGGACGGCAAAAUCAUGCCAGUUUUGAAUUAUCUUCUUUUCUUAUUCUUGCUAUCUUCUUUCUAAAGGGAUGUAUAACCCACCUCUUAGAGACUGUAAUAAUGCCAUUAGACACACUUUAUUUGCAAA
This is a messenger RNA of Salvia miltiorrhiza (redroot sage), 1468 nucleotides long. RefSeq lists its product as uncharacterized. Lineage: Eukaryota; Viridiplantae; Streptophyta; Magnoliopsida; Lamiales; Lamiaceae. Gene Ontology annotation, biological process: protein phosphorylation. Gene Ontology annotation, molecular function: protein serine/threonine kinase activity; phosphatidic acid binding. Bases 148 to 1113 code for a protein of 321 amino acids. The record is from RefSeq and is a predicted model, not a curated record. The transcript has a single exon.